Misgurnus anguillicaudatus (oriental weatherfish) is the source of this 2111-nucleotide messenger RNA. It is a transcript of the gene gja9a, whose product is annotated as gap junction protein alpha 9a. Lineage: Eukaryota; Metazoa; Chordata; Actinopteri; Cypriniformes; Cobitidae. The record is from RefSeq and is a predicted model, not a curated record. Gene Ontology annotation, biological process: cell-cell signaling. Gene Ontology annotation, cellular component: connexin complex. Gene Ontology annotation, molecular function: gap junction channel activity.
AGGUAUGUAUUAAUUCGUCUAAGUUGAAGUAAGAAUAUAGUAAAAUAUUGAAAAGCAGUGGUGUUUUCCUUUAAAUAGGAAAAUUGUUAGUAUUCAAUUAGUAUUCACUUUUAUGUACUUCAGUAAUCCUUUUAUUUAACGGCAAACCACAAUUCUUUUUCAUGAUCCUUCUCUCAGACACAAAGAUGUCCGAGUGAAGAUGGGAGACUGGAACUUUCUUGGUGGGAUUUUGGAGGAGGUGCAUAUCCACUCCACCAUGGUGGGAAAGAUCUGGCUGACCAUCCUCUUCAUCUUUCGCAUGCUGGUUCUUGGAGUGGCAGCGGAGGACGUGUGGAACGAUGAGCAAGCUGACUUCAUCUGCAACCUGAGCAGCCCUGGCUGCCGCAACGUUUGCUACGACAAAGCCUUCCCCAUUUCUCUCAUCCGCUACUGGGUGCUGCAGGUCAUUUUUGUGUCCUCACCCUCGCUGGUGUAUAUGGGCCAUGCCCUCUACCGCCUCCGUGCUCUGGAGAAAGAGCGCCAGCGUAGAAAGAUCGCACUGAGGCGGGAACUCGAAGCCGUGGAUGUGGAGAUGGCAGAGGUACGGCGCAAAAUCGAACGGGAGCUUCGGCAGAUUGACCAAGGAAAGUUGAACAAAGCUCCACUGAGGGGGUCACUACUGCGCACCUAUGUGGCUCACAUAGUCACCCGCUCGGCCGUAGAAGUGGGGUUCAUGACCGGACAAUAUCUACUUUAUGGUUUUCAACUAGAUCCGCUUUACAAAUGUGAGAGGGAACCCUGCCCCAAUGCGGUGGAUUGCUUUGUAUCUCGACCCACUGAGAAGAGUGUCUUCAUGGUGUUCAUGCAAUCCAUAGCUGCCAUCUCACUGUUCCUCAAUAUUUUGGAGAUCAUGCACCUUGGUUACAAGAAACUUAAAAAGGCCAUCUUGAAGUUCUACCCACAGCUGAAGGAUGAUGUAGAUGACAGCUUCUAUCCUAACAAGCUAAAGAAAGACUCUAUGGUGCAUCAGAUGUGCAUUGGUACCUCUACUGGGCGCAAGGCCACCAUUGCAUCUGCACCCAGCAGAUACAACCUGAUGCUUGAUAGACCGUCUGAUGGACCUGCCUACCCUCCUUUGAUUAACUCGUCCUUGGCUUUCUUGCCUGUUCAGAGUGAUAUCCCGAACAAAGUUGGAUCUGAUCCAACGGAGCACAACAGCAACUCCAACAACACGAGCAGUGACACACGCUCCCCACCUUGCGACUCUGUCACGCCACCAAAGCAAGAAGAUGUGGAGGAUUCACUCCCAUCACCUACACACAAUAAAAAGCAGGAGCUCAAGACUUCAGACCCAUUAAGCCAUCACAGAGACUCAUCUCACACAUCAUCUGGUGUGGGAAAAAAGCCAUGGAAAGUCAGUGCACCCUGGAAUUGUUCAACAGUUGUAGAAGGUAAUGUUUCAGACUCUGAUUCUUUAGAAGGAGGAAAGACCCCCUGUCCCUAUGCAACUGUGCGGGCACGUACAUCAUUGAGGUCCGACUCCAAAAGGAGUAGACCCGCCACUCCUGAUUCACUAGAAGAAUCCAGCUCAGAGUCGCGGCACAGUCCGCAACGAACGUCACCAAGCCGUCGCACCUCAUUGGCCAGCAGUGCCAGUAGUAGACGUGCAGCUCCUACAGACUUACAGAUAUGACAAAAAUGUUAAGUCUAUCCAGUAUAGACACUACUGGAGAACUAAUGAAGAUCGCCAAAAGGAUAUUUUGACAUGGAUUUACUUUUGAAUUAUUUAUUGUCCUUAGAAUGAUUAAUGUUAUAAAGCAUAUUGAAAUGUUUUUUGAUUUGUCAGGACACCUGAAAUAUUUUAUAAUUUGUUUUGGUAAAUAUAGUUUUGGCUUCAUUUCUGUUGGCUCCAGCAUGUCUUUUUGCAGCUAUACAGCAAUAAAAGCAAGCAACCUCAAACUUGAAGGUUUUAUAGAGGGUAUGCAUUGACGUCACUUUUCCAUGUGACCACGCCCUGUUGAGUGGCAAACGUUCAACAAAAUGGCUGGUUUUCAUAGCGGGUGCUGCGAAAAUGCCAAUAAAACUGACUAUUAUCUGCUUAAAUUAAAUUUAUUUGGACUUGAUAGCAGAGG